GCGGGCCACGGGCAGUCUCCAGCUGAGGUUGACAUCACUAGUUCGCGGAGAGUGCUGCGACACCCAGGACUCGCGCAUAAACGCGACGGCGUGUGUUCGGUCGAGGAGCUGAUAUUAUCUUUGCGCGUUUAUCAAAUCUGAGCGCAUUCUUUUGUUCGGCGCGAAAACAAAGCCCCGCGGUGUGCGCAGGGAGCCUCCAUUGCUCUCUGGGUCGUCGAUACACGAGCACCUAGUGCAGCAUGGCGUUGUUCCUGGGAUUGCCGGAAUGGCUUAUACUCGCAGCGACCGUCUGUGUCCUUUUCUACCUCUAUGCUUCUCGGAAUCGCAACUACUGGAAGAACCAAAACAUUCCAUCAGAGCCAUUUGCCCUCAUAUUUGGUCCUUCGUUGAAGCUUUUCUACAAAUCAAUCCACGACAUUGACGAUGCACGGUAUCGGAAAUAUGGCAAGGUCUUUGGGGCCUUCGAGUCUAACAAGCUCAUACUGUUUGUCGCCGAGCCCGAAUUGGUGAAGCAGGUUCUAGUAAAGGAUUUCCCAUCCCUCCCAAACAGAAGGGCGUUCACGUUUUAUGACCCUUUGCUGGACAACAUGAUGAGCAUCACCCCUGUUGAGCAGUGGAGGAAGAUUCGACCAGCUGCGAGUCCAGCAUUCUCCACUGGGAAGCUGCGAAAGAUGAAUUACUUGAUCGAGGACUGCGCCGUAAUGACUGCGGAACACCUAAAAAAGGCAGCAUCCAAUAAAGAAGACAUCGAUGUCAAACAGUUCUUUGGUCACUACACCCUGGAUGUCAUUGCGAGGUGCGCUUUCGCAACAAGGUUGGACUCGCACUCUGACCAGACCAACGAAUUCGUCACCAAAUCGAGGCAGGCCUUCUCUGGACGCAUAACACCAUGCCUUUUCCUGUUCUUCGCAUUCCCGGCAAUCGCAAAGAUGCUAAGACUUCAGCCCUUCAACUCAGACAUUUUUCUGUACUUCAAGCAGAUAUGUCAAAACAUCAUUAAGGGACGACAGGACAAACAAUCGCGCCACGAAGACUUUCUGCAGUUGAUGAUGGAUGCUCAGGAAGGAAAUCUUGGCUCUACUUCGGAAAAUACCAAUGAGCGUGACAAUGAGCUCUUCAACCUCGGUUCAGACUUGAAGCCAGAUACUUCGUUUUCGUCGAACAAGACAUUGACGGAGGACGAAUCAAUGUCGCAGUGCGUCCUGUUCUUCAUCGCUGGCCAAGACACAACCUCAACUGUCAUCUCGUUCACACUGUACUUGCUAGCCAUCCAUCCCGACGUGCAGGAGAAGCUGAGGGAGGAAGUCGACGAGUGUUUCGAAGUUCACGGUGAACACCCCCACCUGGACGUGGUCACAAAGCUCAAGUACCUUCACUGCGUUGUCUCCGAGUCUCUUCGAAUGUAUCCUCCAGCGACACGAAUUGAGCGAUCCCCAUAUGAAGACUACGUUCUCGGAGACACGGGAGUGAAGGUGAAGAAGGGAGAGCUGGUAGCCAUUCCCGUUUACUCCAUGCACUACGACCCACAGUACUUUCCUGAUCCAUUAAAGUUUGACCCAGAAAGGUUCAGCGACGAGAACGUAGAGUCCAUACAACCGUACACGUACUUGCCGUUUGGAGCCGGGCCCCGCAACUGCAUCGGCAUGAGAUUCGCCCUGCAAGCCGUGAAGCUGUCCAUCCUGUACACCAUCCGCAACGUGAAGGUGGUUCGGACUGAAAAGACAAAAGUGCCUCUGGAAUUCCACAAUGGAUUCAGCGUCCUCACGGCCAAGGACAUCACAUUAGGAAUCCGUCAACGGGGCUAGCAAUUGACUUUUUUUUUUCGUCAAGCGAUUCAUAUUUUCAUAGCGGGGAACCGGAUGUUCCAACGGCUCCAUCCAUUUGUACAGUAGAAAAAAAACAGUUUUCGCCUUGAGCAAUGAAUAUUAUUUGUGCAACACGAAGCCAUUGGGCAAAAAAAAAAAAAAAAUGACAGCCUAGAGUAGUUGUUGCAUGUUUUUUUUGCGUUUAUGAGGAAAUUUCCGUAUGUUUUCAUUCUUGUUUCCUCCGCUUCAUCUUUAAUACUUGAAUGCCCUUAGUCCCUUACCCAAAAAGGGAUCCGAAAGCCGGAUUAAAACACUGCAUGACCUCAGUGUCUCUCUCUCUAACCUUUUUCUUGUUGUUUUCCUGGAUGUAUGCGCUUUAGUAAGAUGACCGGCAUUGUAAAAAAAGGUGCGCCUGCUUUGCAAUAACAAUUUUAAAAAUGGCGUCUCGCGCGCGUUCUUAUUAGUUUUAAAAUACGGCUAAGCAGCAUGAGAGAAGGGCGUGUGUGGUCCUACAUCUAAACACACAUCGAGCACUCUAUUCAUCCUCAGUAUUCACUUGUAUCACUAGCAUUCACAAGUUCAAUAUUGCACAGGGCAUUGAAAACGGGGCAGUGGAUAUCGUGUUAAGGAAAUAGACGGAUAUGAUAGGGGGAGUUUUCCUUCGAAUGAGCGCAGUAACAUACGAUGAGUCUAAGCCCACAACUCUAACAAAUGUCAAAUGUCAUGAGUAAUAAAUAGUCCAGAGCGGGAACACCCUUUAAAUUACAUAGGACGUUGUUAUUCAUAGCAAAAGACGAAGUAUUGUUCAGACGAAAACAACGAAAUAGAGCAUGUGGGAUAUAUUUAUUCGAAAUCAAUUUAUUAACAAGCCAACAGACAGAAAAACUAACAAAAAUACAAAACAAAUAAAAGAAACACGGCUUCCCGCUUGAAUUUGUCAAACUUAUUGUGUACAGCAGAAAAAAAAACAAAAAAAAUAACACCAAGGGAUGUGAUUUUUGGAGAACGUGUCCGAGGUCGAGUGUAUCGUCAUGGUGGGAUAUUUUCUUGCAUUACGCUAAGUUGGGUGCUGGCUGCUGAUUGGGCACACGCUGAGUCUGGAGCCGAACGAUGAAACGAGAACAGCUUAGAUCUCGCUUCUGCUGAACAAUUUCCUUCCCCAAUGUGAUCUGGUACUGUAGCAACAUAAUUGUGAGGUGAAAUAAACUUUGAUUAAAAACAAUAGAAGUUUGUCUUGUUACCCAGUGAACCACAAAUAUCCAUUGGAUGUACCACAAAAGACCAAAUAUCCAAGACAUUUAACGACGUCCAGUUUACAUCUAUAGUAUGUUCGACUAGUACGUGGCAGUCAAGGGUCAUCCAGAGGACGUCGAAUGUCCUUAUGAUUUGGACAUCUCUUGCACAUUCAAAGCUCUCGUGCAUUGAUCAUACAUUGUGCGUUAUGAGUAGAUGCACGCACUAUGCCGCAGAAAUACAAGCAAAUUCUCUUUAAUGCCUAACAAUGGGAAGCUAGGAGAGCAAAAGCAUUUCAUUAAUUAUUUUGCAAUUUAGCACGACCUUUGCACGCACUGCUGGAGGUCUAGUAAUGUUUCUGCCGGACACCGCGCGCAAACGCCAAUACUUUCGCCAUUUUUUCACUAUGCUUUCGGUCUCGGUUGCGUCAUUUUCUUUCUCAUACAAAGAUGCUUUAUUUUUCAGUUAUAUAUACCAGUACACUGUUGAAAAUACGUAACCUUUAACUUGCUGAUGUAUUACGACAGUUUAUAAAGAAAAAAAGAAGCUUGAACUAGCAAUAGCUUUGACUUCGCAUCGCUACUGAUAUCAAUUCAGCAACACGCGCCUCGAUGCAAGUGCGCAGCAAUGUUCCGGGCGCGAGCAGCGUGUGCUUUAUUUGUGUCUUUUCGACUUUUGUGCGGUUGACCAUGGCCCAAGUACGUAUAUACUAGGCAGAACUGUACAUUUGCGUGCUGAAAUUUAGAGCUGUGCUUCUGACUGCUAUUUGUGGUACAUUUGUUCGCCUUGCGGAGCGCUUACGGGAAUGUCCUGGAGGCAAUGUUUUGAUGGUUAAUUUUCGCACAUGUUUGUAUCGCUUGGUUUCCGGCGUUCCUCUUCAAGUGUCGGGGAUAUUUCUCAUUUGCAAUGCCUAUAUCUAAGUCCCUGGCAGCAUUAUGUUAUUGGCACUUUUGUGAUCUAGAAGCUGCCUGACCAAGUUGCCUAUCAAGAUGAACAUUCCAUCUCUGGAUUGUGCUUGCGUGGAAUUUAUCUUACCAUAUAUUUUUCAAUGCAGCUAGAAAGUACUGGCUUUCUAUCUUGAAUACGUUGGCCCCAGAAGCAGGUGCUGGCAAGCAGACCAUGCACUUUUGGUCAUUAAUUAGUAUGUGAUACUUCCUCUUACUAAUCAGUUUUAUUUUUUAAUUAUAAUUGUGGCACUGUGCCUACUAGUCAUUUUGGGCCUACUCGUUACUUGUGUUUUAAUGAAGUUUAAUUUUCAAGAAUCUGUUUUUAAUUACGUUUUUUUUAGUUCCACGUUUAACCUGUUUGUAUACAGCGAGAACAUAUGUAAUGAAUAAUUUCAUACAUGGGGGCCGAUCAUUUUUGUAAUAAAGCUUUAUCAGUUGUAUAAAUAAAAAAGUAACAUUGGUAUGACAUUGUGAGUUUCACUGGUGUUCUUUACCUAGUGCUUACUGAACUCACUAUUUUUCAUUUAUCCAUUGCAGGAUUUGUAAUGAUGCAUAAUGAUCAAAAUGCGGAUUUACGGUUUUGUUAGCACAGUUUUCGCAUUUUGAUGAGCGCUAGAACUAUAGAUAAAAGUUGACAGUCACUUUAGCGAACACUGAAGAGGAUGAAGGCACGCACUGCCUCACGCAAGCCUGCGCACUCACGAAGCAUUAAUUAAAAUAUUUGUCAUUUUCAUUCGCA
Molecule: messenger RNA, 4724 nt
Organism: Dermacentor silvarum
Lineage: Eukaryota; Metazoa; Arthropoda; Arachnida; Ixodida; Ixodidae
Product: cytochrome P450 3A41-like
Exons: 14
Coding region: 240-1805 (521 amino acids)
Molecular function (GO): monooxygenase activity; iron ion binding; oxidoreductase activity, acting on paired donors, with incorporation or reduction of molecular oxygen
Source: RefSeq, a predicted model, not a curated record